UCAGGAUCUCACCAAAUUCAAUUCCCAAAGUUUUCACAGAGACCACCACCAUCGCUAACGUCUCCGCCUCAGAACCACCGUAGUAAGAGAGUGAAAAAUAUCACAAAAUUAUGGGUAAAGGCGGAUCACUAAGCGAAGGCGUGAUUAAGAACAUAAUCAUCUCCUACACAUACGUAGCGAUAUGGAUCUUCCUAAGUUUCACCGUCAUCGUCUACAACAAAUACAUCCUCGACAAGAAGAUGUACGGUUGGCCAUUCCCGAUCACACUCACAAUGAUCCACAUGUCCUUUUGCUCAACCCUAGCUUUUCUCCUCAUCAAGGUCUUCAAAUUCGUCGAACCUGUCUCAAUGUCACGUGACACUUACCUCAGAUCCGUCGUGCCUAUCGGAGCCUUGUACUCGCUCUCUCUUUGGCUGUCUAACUCGGCCUACAUUUACCUCUCUGUCUCCUUCAUUCAGAUGCUCAAAGCGUUGAUGCCUGUGGCGGUUUAUUCGAUUGGCGUGCUCUUCAAGAAAGAGGGUUUCAAAUCGGAGACUAUGAUUAACAUGCUUUCGAUCUCUUUCGGUGUAGCCAUUGCUGCUUACGGUGAAGCUAGAUUCGAUGUUUGGGGUGUGAUUCUCCAGCUAGGUGCGGUUGCUUUCGAGGCGACACGGUUGGUUAUGAUUCAGAUCUUGCUUACUUCUAAAGGAAUCACUUUGAAUCCCAUCACUUCUCUCUAUUACGUUGCUCCUUGUUGCUUAGCUUUCUUGUUUAUCCCUUGGAUCGUCGUGGAGUUUCCCAUCUUGAGAGAUACAUCUAGCUUCUAUUUCGAUUACCUCAUUUUUGGGACGAACUCGUUCUGUGCGUUUGCUCUGAAUCUUGCUGUGUUCCUUCUUGUUGGGAAAACCUCUGCCUUGACAAUGAAUGUUGCUGGUGUGGUUAAGGACUGGCUCUUGAUCGCCUUUUCUUGGUCUGUGAUUAAGGACACUGUCACUCCUAUUAAUCUUUUCGGGUAUGGGAUCGCGUUCUUGGGGGUUGCCUACUACAAUCAUGCCAAAUUACAAGCAUUGAAGGCUAAAGACGCUCAGAAGACUACUCAGCAAGUAGAUGAAGAGAGUGGUCGGCUUUUGGAAGAGAGGGAAGGAAAUGAAGGUGGGAGGAAGAACGAGCCACAAGAUUAAAAAGGUGAAGAAUUGGAUUUUGGUAAAAUUUGAGUUUUUUUUUUUUUUUACUGCUUAAUAUACAUUUGUUGGAAUAAGAGCUUGAAGGUUAUAGUAGAUGCCAAACACAUUUUGAUUAUGAUUAUGAUUAUGAUUAUGAGACGUAAGAAUGGCAUUUGGUCUAACUGGUUUUGUUUAGUUUUUUCCUAUGUUUCCACAAUUUGCCUUAGUGGUGAAUCCGGGUUAGGUUCUGAUCUAUCGAUACCCGUAUGGGAAUAUCUUAGGUAGUGAAUUUUCUUCAUAUUCUGUUUUUUUUUUCCUUCUUUAUUUAUGGUUGUGAGUGUUGUUAUUUACCAACAUUUUCCA
Messenger RNA from Camelina sativa (false flax), 1505 nucleotides. RefSeq names its product putative sugar phosphate/phosphate translocator At5g25400. The record is from RefSeq and is a predicted model, not a curated record. Lineage: Eukaryota; Viridiplantae; Streptophyta; Magnoliopsida; Brassicales; Brassicaceae.